Eubalaena glacialis (North Atlantic right whale) is the source of this 1228-nucleotide messenger RNA. RefSeq names its product fibroblast growth factor 2 (gene FGF2). Gene Ontology annotation, biological process: positive regulation of cell population proliferation; animal organ morphogenesis; positive regulation of gene expression. The record is from RefSeq and is a predicted model, not a curated record. Gene Ontology annotation, molecular function: fibroblast growth factor receptor binding; growth factor activity. Lineage: Eukaryota; Metazoa; Chordata; Mammalia; Artiodactyla; Balaenidae. Gene Ontology annotation, cellular component: cytoplasm.
AUGUAUCAGCCUCACUGUGCCAGAAGAUUGGCAAAAGCUCCGCAGUGUGGAGAAAGUCUGAAUGUGAUUUGCGUUGCGCGGGGUUGGACUGGGCGCCUUCUGGGGAACCGGCGGGGCCGAGCCCCCGGAGCGGCGGAGGCCCGGGCCGUGGCCUCGCGCCGCAUCCCCGCACCUCCCCCGCCCCCCGCCUGCGUUCGGGCUCCCCCCCGGGCACGGAGGUCGCGCGCUUGCGUGCUGCGGCCAGAGCGCCCGACCCAGAGACCGGUCCCAGAAAACGCCGAGCGAGUAGGGGGCGGCGCGCAGGAAGGGAGGAGGACCGGGGGCCUGCGGGGUUGGUGGGCGUUCGCGGGUGGAGACGUAGAAGAUGUGACGCCGCGGCCCGGCUGCUGCCAGAUCAGCGGACGCUGUGCCCGCGGUUGCAAAAGGAACCCUGGCGCUGCAGCUUCGGGAGGCGGCCCUCCCGAGCGGCGGCCGCGGAGACACCCAGCCCUCACCCCCAGCUCCCGGGCCGCGGCUCCCCGCGCUCUAGGGCCGGCGGAGAGGGAAGCGGCGAACAGCUUGAGGCUGGGGGCCCGCGGGCGCGGCCGCGUGCCGCGGGGAGGGAGGCUGGGGGGCCGGGGCCGGGGCCGCGCCCCGGAGCGCGUCCGAGGCCGGGGCCGGGGCGCGGCGACUCCCCGCGCGGCUCCAGGGGCUCGGGGACCCCGGCAGGGCGCUGGCGGGGCCAUGGCAGCCGGGAGCAUCACCACGCUGCCUGCCCUGCCGGAGGACGGCGGCAGCGGCGCCUUCCCGCCCGGCCACUUCAAGGACCCCAAGCGGCUGUACUGCAAAAACGGGGGCUUCUUCCUGCGCAUCCAUCCCGACGGCCGAGUGGACGGGGUCCGCGAGAAGAGCGACCCUCACAUCAAACUACAACUUCAAGCAGAAGAGAGAGGGGUUGUGUCUAUCAAAGGAGUGUGUGCGAACCGUUACCUUGCUAUGAAGGAAGAUGGAAGAUUACUGGCUUCUAAAUGUGUUACAGACGAGUGUUUCUUUUUUGAACGAUUGGAAUCUAAUAACUACAAUACUUACCGGUCAAGGAAAUACUCCAGUUGGUAUGUGGCACUGAAACGAACUGGGCAGUAUAAACUUGGACCCAAAACAGGACCUGGGCAGAAAGCUAUACUUUUUCUUCCGAUGUCUGCUAAGAGCUGAUCUUAAUGGCAGCAUCUGAUCUCACUUCACAUGAAAG